Molecule: messenger RNA, 1029 nt
Organism: Caenorhabditis briggsae
Lineage: Eukaryota; Metazoa; Nematoda; Chromadorea; Rhabditida; Rhabditidae
Exons: 6
Coding region: 1-1029 (342 amino acids)
Biological process (GO): G protein-coupled receptor signaling pathway; olfactory behavior
Molecular function (GO): G protein-coupled olfactory receptor activity
Source: RefSeq, a predicted model, not a curated record
AUGGAAAAAAUCUAUUCCAAUAUUCAGCAAAUUUUCGGCACCGUUUCUAUAGUCACAAAUUCAUUUUUGGCAUAUUUAAUUCUUACGAAAUCACCGCUAAAAUUAGGUACUUAUAAGUGGUUGAUGCUUUAUACAACUUUUUUUGAACUUAUUUACGCCAGUUUGACAUUUUUUGUGACACCGACCCAAAGAAACCACGAAUCCGUUAACAUCGUUUUCCAAGACAUGGAUGGAAUCUGGUUCAAUCAUCAGACCGCUCAAAUAUUUUUGUUGAUCUACCUAACAUGUUUUGGAUCUUCUAUGGCUCUAUUCGCUGUACAUUUCAUCUAUAGAUAUGGAGCAGUGAAUAAGGAUUUCCAAAAAUCGUAUUUAUCUGGAGCAAAAUUAGCAAUCUUGUAUUUUUGUCCGGUGAUUAGUGGAGUUUUUUGGGGUAUCACUUGUUGGGUUUUUAUGUCAGAGUCCAGUGAGACAAGUGAUUUCAUGAGGCUAUAUCUGAAACAAAAAUUUAAUUUGGAAAUCGACCAAUGUGUUUAUGUUGCCUUAUAUUUUUGGAGAUCUGGUCCAGAUGGAAAAGUUCAUCCAGACAUUUUUUCGUUUAUUGGUGUAGGAAUACUGUACCUGAUUUUGGGUUUCUCAUUAUUCUGUGUCCUCUACUUUGGCAUUAAUUGCUAUCUUUGGAUUUCCAGAAAACUCGGUUCUCUAGAAAAUCAAUCCCCAGCUACAAAAUCUCAUCAAACUCAAUUAUUUUAUGCUCUUCUGAUACAAGCAUUGAUCCCAUUUGUGCUCAUGUAUCUUCCAGCUACUCUCGUUUUCACAUUUCCCAUGAUAAAUUUGGAUUUUGACCUAAAGUAUCCAUUUAUGGAGAUCACAAUUGCACUGUAUCCAGCUAUCGACCCAUUUCCAACAAUUUUGAUCAUAAAACAUUAUCGAAUGGCUUUUAUUCGAAUUUUAAAGUGUAAUCGGAGCAAUCAAAUUUACUCUCAUGGCACGUCGGCAGUUCCGAAGAACCUGAGCAAUGUUGUUAAUUGA